UAGGAAAACUCUAGCGUCGCCUAGCAACAGACGGGGUUUAGGGGGUGCUCGCCAGACGGAUUGUCGUGAACCAAGGGCGUCUAUUUACUUUCUUUGUGCAAGCGGAAGCCUCGAUGGCUUCAAGCAGCUCGUCUGUGUUUCUUCUCACAGUCAACGGACAAAUUGAGGGCGCGAACUUUCCAGAGUACGACAACCUGUACUGCAAAUACUGCUUUGUCUACGGACACGACUGGGUUCCCACCUCGGGGCUGGAAGAGGGCAUCACUCAGAUAACCUGCAAAGGCAGUCAGACGUCGCACAGGCUCAUAUGGAACUUCCCACUGGAAGCAACAUUUAAGAGCACAAACCCGUUCGGAUGGCCUCAGCUCGUGGUGAGCGUGUACGGUCCAGACGUGUUCAGCAACGACGUCGUCCGGGGCUAUGGAGCAACACACAUUCCCUUCACGCCUGGACAACAUUCACGGUCUAUUCCCAUGUUUGUUCCUGAACCCACAUGGAGACUUCAGAAGUUUACUAGUUGGCUGUUGGGACGUCGUCCAGAGUACACAGACCCUAAGGUUGUGGCCCAGGGUGAAGGCAGAGAAGUGACAAGGGUUCGGUCCCAGGGCUUUGUCACAGUCUCCCUUCACAUCAUGACCAAAGACAUGAAGAAGCUGGGCUACGACACGGGGCUGUCAAGCGCUGCCAACGCCCAGCCGAGCUGGUCGACAGAGGAGCAAACACACGCGUCAUAACAGUUUUACAGGCAGUUGUGUGUACAGAAGCUGACAAUACUCGAAUGGCAAAGUCACAACAGUUUUUUUAGCAAACAUCUUAUUAACUGUUUUUAAUGUAAAUAUUUGUAGCGCUUGUCUUGAAGAUUUUUACUUUUUUAAAAUAAACUUAUUAAUGCAC
Molecule: messenger RNA, 894 nt
Organism: Betta splendens (Siamese fighting fish)
Lineage: Eukaryota; Metazoa; Chordata; Actinopteri; Anabantiformes; Osphronemidae
Gene: b9d1
Product: B9 protein domain 1
Exons: 7
Coding region: 114-734 (206 amino acids)
Biological process (GO): cilium assembly
Cellular component (GO): MKS complex
Source: RefSeq, a predicted model, not a curated record